ACGAGAUUGAUGGGUCUUUCUACCAAUCAUUGCUGAGGCGCGAGGAGGUUGUCGGGACGUGGGCCGCAGCCAAGAUGGAGCCCAUGGUGGGGUGAGAGUGAAAUUCCCGUUGCCGGCUGCUCCUGUUUUCCGGCCCCAGUAUGUUGGUGCACUUAUUUCGGGUCGGGAUUCGGAGUGGCCUGGUCCCAGGCAGGCCACUGCUGCCCCUCCGCUUCCACACAUUCUCGGCUGCCAGGUACUCUGACGGUCACCACAGCUCCUUCCUCCUCAGGGCUGUGGCCCAGCUGCGGUCUCAGCUCCGGGCCCACCUCCCUCGAGCCCCCCUGGCUCCCAGCCGGAGCCCCUCUACAUGGUACUGGGUUGGGGGGCCCUUGCUAGGCCCUCUGCUGCUGAGUAAACGUCCUCACCUCUGCCUUGUGGCACUGUGUGAAGCAGAAGAGGCCCCUCCUGCCCGCUCCACACCCAGUAUUGUGGAGUCCCGCUUUAACUGGAAGCUCUUCUGGCGGUUUCUGCGCCCCCACCUUCUGGUCCUGGGGGUAGCCAUUGUGCUGGCCUUGGGUGCGGCUCUGGUGAAUGUGCAGAUCCCCCUGCUCCUGGGACAGCUGGUAGAGAUCGUGGCCAAGUACACAAGGGACCAUGUGGGGAGUUUCAUGAUUGAAUCCCGGAAUAUUAGUACCCACCUGCUCAUUCUCUACAGCAUCCAGGGACUGCUGACUUUCGGGUACCUGGUGCUGCUGUCCCACAUUGGCGAGCGCAUGGCUGUGGACAUGCGAAGGGCCCUCUUCAGCUCCCUGCUCCGACAAGACAUUGCUUUCUUUGAUGCUAAAAAGACAGGGCAGCUGGUGAGCCGAUUGACAACUGAUGUGCAGGAGUUUAAGUCAUCCUUCAAGCUCGUCAUCUCCCAGGGACUGCGAAGCUGCACCCAAGUGACUGGCUGCCUGGUGUCCCUGUCCAUGCUGUCCCCACGCCUCACAUUGCUGCUGAUGGUGGCCACACCUGCCCUGAUGGGAGUUGGCACCCUGAUGGGCUCAGGUCUCCGAAAAUUAUCUCGUCAGUGUCAAGAGCAGAUUGCCAAGGCAACUGGUGUAGCAGAUGAAGCCCUAGGCAACGUCCGGACCGUGCGAGCCUUUGCCAUGGAGCAGCGGGAGGAGGAGCGCUACGGGGCAGAGCUGGAGGGGUGCCGCUGCAGAGCAGAGGAGCUAGGCCGGGGCAUAGCCUUGUUCCAGGGGCUCUCCAAUAUCGCCUUUAACUGCAUGGUCCUGGGUACCCUAUUAAUUGGGGGCUCCCUCGUGGCUGGACAGCAACUCACAGGGGGAGACCUCAUGUCCUUCCUGGUGGCCUCCCAGACAGUGCAGAGGUCCAUGGCUAAUCUCUCUAUCCUGUUUGGUCAGGUGGUGCGAGGGCUCAGUGCAGGCACCCGGGUCUUCGAGUACAUGGCCCUGAGCCCCUGCAUCCCCCUGUCUGGGGGCUGCUGCAUCCCCAGGGAGCAUCUGCGAGGCUCUGUCACAUUUCAGAAUGUCUGCUUCAGUUACCCCUGCCGCCCUGGCUUCGAGGUGCUCAGAGACUUCACCCUGACGCUGCCCCCUGGCAAGAUCGUGGCCCUCGUGGGCCAGUCUGGGGGAGGAAAGACCACAGUGGCUUCUCUGCUGGAGCGCUUCUACGACCCCACUGCGGGAGUGGUGACACUGGAUGGGCGGGACCUGCGCACCCUUGACCCCUCCUGGCUCCGUGGCCACGUCAUUGGCUUCAUCAGCCAGGAGCCAGUCCUGUUUGGAACAACCAUCAUGGAGAACAUCCGUUUUGGGAAGCCAGAAGCCUCUGAUGAAGAGGUAUAUGCAGCUGCAUGGGAAGCCAAUGCCCACGAGUUUAUCACCAACUUUCCUGAGGGCUACAACACCAUUGUUGGUGAGCGAGGUACCACCCUGUCUGGGGGCCAGAAGCAGCGCCUGGCCAUUGCCCGUGCUCUCAUCAAGCAACCCACAGUGCUGAUCCUGGAUGAGGCCACGAGUGCACUGGAUGCAGAGUCUGAACGUGUCGUGCAGGAGGCCCUAGACCGGGCCAGCACAGGCCGCACGGUACUGGUCAUUGCCCACCGGCUCAGCACUGUCCGUGCAGCCCACUGCAUCAUUGUCAUGGCCAACGGCAGUGUCUGGGAGGCUGGGACACAUGACGAGCUCUUGAAGAAAGGCGGGCUGUAUGCAGAGCUUAUCCGGAGACAGGCCCUGGAUGGGCCACUGGCAGAGGUCCCACCUCCCAAGAAGCUGGAAGGCCCCAGGGAUCGCCAGCACAAGUCCUGAGGCAUCCUCUGAGAUCUCUGCCGAACAUCAGUGCCAGAGCCAGGCUCAGCUGGGGGCAGCUCACUAGGGACUGAGCCCCUAGGAGGGCCAGUGUGCUGUGUGAUGGCCGCCAUUGCUCCCUUGCUCACAAUAAACCCUGGGCUGGAAG
Molecule: messenger RNA, 2445 nt
Organism: Nycticebus coucang (slow loris)
Lineage: Eukaryota; Metazoa; Chordata; Mammalia; Primates; Lorisidae
Gene: ABCB8
Product: ATP binding cassette subfamily B member 8
Exons: 16
Coding region: 141-2297 (718 amino acids)
Biological process (GO): transmembrane transport
Cellular component (GO): membrane
Molecular function (GO): ABC-type transporter activity; ATP hydrolysis activity; ATP binding
Source: RefSeq, a predicted model, not a curated record